AUAUUUUCUGAACAAACGUCUAAAAAUUAAAAGUGUUUGCAAUAUGACAACUUCGUAGUGUCGUCUCUUUCAAAUCUAUACGUGUAAGCGUAAACGGAACGACACUACUGCUACGACGAUACAGCAGGUAAGGUGAGUGUGGUAGUAAGGUAGAAGUUGAGUUUGACAGUUUUGACACUGACGUACAACGUCAAAAAUGUGAUAGUUUUUCUUCCAGAGUUGAACAGUUUUCGUAAAUUUCGGUAAUAAAUUUAGGCUCAUAAAAUACUAUGGGAAAGAAAAAUAAGCAAAUGAGGAUGGAAGCGAAGAUCAAGAAAGUAAAGAAUAAACUUAAAAAAGUUAAGGGACAAGGAAGAAGGGGAAGAUAUUUUAGUUUGUUUGAUUCAAAAAAUGAAGAAGAUGACCCUCAAAAACAAGAUUUACCAAGUAGUGGAACACGCAAUUCAGUGAAAGGGAAUUCAAACAUAAAGAAAACUUUGCCACAGGUGGUACUGGAUAUACCUUUGGUUGUAAUAGCCCAAGUAGUGUCAGACAUAAAAGAAAUUGAGAAGCUGGCUGAAAAAGAGACAAUACAUUUAAAUACAGCACAGUCUUUUCAAAGGAAGACCCUGAGUCAACCUGCAUCACAAGACCCUCCGCCAAGUGGCUGGAUGCUGGGGGGAUAUAAGCGUACACCAGUGAAUACAUCUGAUUUUAUACCAAUACAAACAAAACGCCAAAAAAAUUCUAAUCAUGGAAAGUCUAAAUGGCCUGCCAGGUCACAUACACCAAUAGAGACAAAAUUAAAACCUGCACCAGUGGAAAGCCUUGAUUUUAUUUCAUUUAAUUCAGAUAAUGAAUGCAAAAGCCAAGCUAAACAAACUGGUAUAAAGGUCCCAGCAGCAAAAUGUUCUGAUUAUAUUUAUUUUAAAACUGAACAUAACUAUGAGAUGGAGAGAAAUGUAAAACCGACACCAGUGGAAAGCCUUGAUUUUAUUUCAUUUAAAUCUGAAGCCAAAUGCAAAAGCUAUUCUGAAUCCCAGCUGCCUAAAGAGACUGGUACAAAGACACCACCAGCAAAAAGUUCUGAUUUUAGUUCGUUUAAAACUGAAACUAGUGAGGUGCCAAUUACAAAAAUUGAGAACAAUGGAGAUUCUGACCAUGACAGUGAACCUAGCCCUUCCACAUCAAAAUGUACAAAUGAUGAUAUCACAACCAAAGUUAUCAAAACAAAAGCUGAUUUUUCUGAUGAAAGAAUAAAAGAACUGGUACCAAAACAUGAAAAUGAAGAUAUCAAAACUGAUAUAAUUUUAAUUGAAUCUGACUCAGACUCUGAUGAAGUAAAAUGUCUUCCAAAAAGGGAACCCAUAAGAGGUGGGGAACAUUACAAAUAUGGCUAUAAAGACAUUAUAACAGGGACAUUUGAGGAAAAAUUGGAUGAAAGCCUUGCUAAAAAUGAAUCUAUUUGUACAAAAACAAAAGGUAAUGACUGUUUGAGUAUUGCUUUACAUGAGGAGUUUCAGGAUAUGAUUACUAGACCACAAUUCAAAGACAUGAUGGUGUUCCGUGAGCGAUUACCUGCAUUUCGGCGAUCAGCAGAACUUCUAGAUGUUCUUAAUAAUAACCAGGUGGUGGUGAUAAGUGGUGAGACUGGUUGCGGCAAAUCAACACAGGUCCCACAGAUUAUCCUAGACAAUGCCCUAUGCCAAAACCAAGGUGCCUAUAUACACAUAUUAGUGACUCAACCUAGAAGAAUAGCGGCUUCAUCAUUAGCCAGCAGAGUUGCCCAAGAGAGGGCUGAAAAAUUGGGCAAUUCGGUCGGAUAUGCUGUGCGAUUAGAAAAAUCAGAUUGCAGACCUCGUGGGAGCAUCAAGUACGUAACUACUGGCAUACUUUUGGCAGACUUGGAAGUAAAUCAAGGUUUAACGAACUUCAGCCAUAUCAUAUUGGAUGAGGCUCACGAGAGGGAUAGCCAUUUGGAUUUAUCUAUGUGCGUGUUGAAACAGGUACUUGAAAAUCGUAACGAUUUACAACUUAUCCUGAUGAGCGCAACCAUGGAUACUCAGCGAUUAAGCACUUAUUUUGAUGACUGCCCUGUCAUUCACAUUGAAGGUCUGUCAUACCCGGUGAAAGAUUUUUACAUAGAGGAUAUUUUGACUAUGACAGGAUACAGAAUUCCACCAGUCCAGGGUGUUACAAAUGAUGAAGACAGAAAUGGAAAUGAAACGACGGGUGGUCUAAGUAAGCAAGAAAAAGACAGGAUGUAUAAAGCCAAAAUAGAUCCCUGGCUGAAAAGCUUCAACGGUAGAUUGGAUAAAGAUGUAUACACAACACUCCAAGAUCGAAGAAUCGAAAAAUUAAACUUCAAUUUAAUUAUUGCUCUUCUAGUACACAUAUCUAGGGGUCCACCAGGUGCUGUGCUAGUAUUUUUACCCGGAAUCCAUGAAAUAUUCAAACUAAUGCGAAUGAUAAAUGAAAGUGAGAUGUUCCCUCAAUCAAACUAUCAUAUUUACCCAUUGCAUUCGAAACUGCCCACAAUAGAGCAGCAUAAGAUAUUCAAGAGACCACCUCGACACAUUAGGAAAAUAAUAAUAGCUACAAAUAUAGCAGAAACGUCUAUAACUAUUGACGAUAUAGUAUAUGUUGUGGACUGUGGCAGAGUAAAAAUGAAAGGGAUGGAUGUGGAACACAACAUUUCGACACUAGAGACUGAAUUUGAGUCUAAAGCGAAUUUAAUGCAAAGGCGAGGCCGCGCAGGUCGUUGUCAGCCAGGCAUCGCCUAUCACUUGAUGACGUCAUACCGCUCACAAAACAUCCCAGAACGUCUUUUACCAGAACUACAGAGAUGCAACUUGCUCGAGGCGGUAUUGGAGAUCAAAAAACUGCGUCUGGGCAACGCAAUAGACGCGUUUCAAUUAGUUCCAGAUCCGCCAGCAAAUGUUACCGUGGAAAAUGCUGUGAGGCAUUUGCAAAAAUUAGGUGCUCUAAAUGGUGAAGAACAGCUUACCCCUCUGGGGUGGCACCUCGCUCGGCUGCCAGUGCAUCCAGCGGCCGGUAAACUGCUUUUAUUUGGUGCACUAUUUGGUUGUCUCGAUCGUGCCGCCUCCGUCGCUGCCGUUUGGGGCUUCAAAGACCCCUUCAAGCUCAUUCUUGAUAAGGAGUACGAAAUAAACCAAGCUAAACGCAAGCUGGCUCUAGGGGAACCUAGCGACCAUGUCGCUAUAUCAGAGGGAAUUAUACAAUGGGAACAGUUAGAUCGUGAAAAUCAGAGUCAGUUCGCUCAAGAACAUUUUCUCUCAGAGAACACACUGAAACUGCUGUCGCAAAUGAAAUGUCAGCUGUGUGGUAAUCUGCGUCGAAUGGGAUUCUUGGCAUCGAAGAAUGUUCGCUUGUCGUGGGAGAAUCGGAAUGCAGACAAUCUGUAUAUUUUUAAAGCGAUUGUGGCUGCUGCGUUGUAUCCAAAUAUCGCUAUUGUUAGAUGGACAAACCUGCAUAACCCUGAGAAACAAACCAUACUAAACAUCUUAACACCUGAAGAUGGGAGAGUCCAAUUGCAUCCAAGCAGUAUGAUGUUUGUUCCUCAACGAGGCCCUAUGGUACCGCUGUGUAAUAAGCCUGGGGCAAACUGGCUGGUGUAUUGGAUGAAGCAGAAAUCUUCAGAAUUGUUCCUUUUCGACGUCACGCUGGUCUUUACUUUACCCUUGUUGUUGUUUGGAGAGUUGGCAGUGAGUGAAGUGAAAGAUUCUCCCGAAGAAUGCUACUUAUCUGCGUCGACGGUAAAAGUCUGCUGUCUGAAGGGAACAGCUGACGUCAUCUUCCGGCUUCGAAACUUGCUGGACCAGGUCCUGGCCUCCAUGGUGGAGGAAACCAGCGAUAGGUCUACGCGUUAUAGUGAAUUUGAUAAUUUAGUGUUUAAGGCUGUGAUAGAUCUCAUGACAUUAGAAGAUGAGAGACCUGAGGGCUUGGAGGACGAAUUCUCGGAGUCUGAUAGCUCUGACUGUGAAGUCGUAUGCGACAUGAAGCCUGAAGAUCGUUACCCUGUUAUUGUUAUUGAUUAAAUGUGUUUAAUUGA
Leguminivora glycinivorella is the source of this 4051-nucleotide messenger RNA. RefSeq names its product ATP-dependent DNA/RNA helicase DHX36-like. Gene Ontology annotation, molecular function: DNA helicase activity; G-quadruplex RNA binding; ATP binding. The coding region runs from base 270 to 4037 and encodes 1255 amino acids. NCBI's taxonomy places the organism in Eukaryota, Metazoa, Arthropoda, Insecta, Lepidoptera, Tortricidae. The record is from RefSeq and is a predicted model, not a curated record. Gene Ontology annotation, cellular component: nucleus; intracellular anatomical structure; cytoplasm. The transcript is spliced from 13 exons.